CUCUCACUCUCCCUUUUUUUUCCAAAGCAAGAAUUCAGAUUGACCCCCUCCCAGCUCUUCAGCGUUAGUCAGUAACUUGGAGCUUUUGGGGGAAGUUUUGCCAGCUCCCGAGCCGGAGAGGGCUGAGGAGGAAGCAGCCCGCAGCAGGCUCCUCAGAGACCGGGACAGGGGCCGACCAUGUUCUCCCCGAAUCAGACAGGACGCUGCCGCUCGCUCCUGACCCUCUCCCUGCUGGGGCUCCUGGGGUCGGUCCUGGAUGUUACCCGCGGGCGUGCCGCGCAGGACGAGGAUUACUACAUGCAGGAGCUCCUCUCCCGGGAGCUGUACUUCCGCGUCCAGGGAUCCGAGGACCCCGCGCCCUCCUCCCAGCCUCCGGACGCCCGGAGUGGGGAACGAGCCAGCCCCAAAACUGCUAAGAAAGGUCUCAAGGACCAGAGGGAGAAAGCCAGUCAGACUGACAAAAUGACCAGUGAUGCUAAGACAGCAAAACCUGGAAAUAAGAAAGUUGAGAAAAACAAGAAGGGCAAUUUGAAGACACCAAACAGCAUCAGUGAAGGAGAGGGACAUUACAAGCCUCCCAGAGAGGAGUGUCCUCCUAUGGGACUAGAGAACCUGAAGAUUGAUGACUUCCAGCUUCAUGCCUCCACAAUGAGACGAUAUGGACUGGGAGCACACCGUGGACGCCUCAAUAUCCAAGCUGGUUUGUAUGAGGAUGAAUUCUAUGAUGGAGCGUGGUGUGCUGGACGGACAGACCCUCUGCAGUGGUUUGAGGUGGACGCCAGGAGGUUAACCAAGUUCACAGGGGUAAUCACGCAAGGCAGGAGCUCCCUCUGGUCAAGCGACUGGGUAACGUCAUACAAAGUCCUGGUGAGCAACGACAGCCACACAUGGGUCACCAUUAAAAAUGGAACAGAGGACAUGAUCUUUCCGGGGAACGCGGAGAAGGAGGUCCCGGUGCGGAACGAGUUGCCCGUGCCAGUGAUCGGCCGCUACAUCCGUGUGAACCCCCGCUCCUGGCACAACGGUGGCGGUAUCUGCAUGCGGGCGGAGAUCCUGGGCUGCCCCAUGCCAGACCCCAAUAAUUACUACCACAGGCGUAAUGAGGUCACAACCACAGACAAUUUGGACUUCAGGCACCACAACUACAAAGAGAUGAGGCAGCUGAUGAAGGUGGUGAAUGAAAUGUGUCCAAACAUCACAAGGAUCUACAACAUUGGAAAAAGCCACAAUGGUCUGAAACUCUAUGCAAUCGAGAUCUCCGACAAUCCCGGAGAGCAUGAACUGGGUGAACCAGAGUUCCGCUACAUUGCCGGUUCCCAUGGCAACGAGGUUCUGGGGCGAGAGCUGAUUCUGCUGCUGAUGCAGUUCAUGUGUCAAGAGUACCUGUCCGGUAACCCACGGAUACGGCACCUCGUAGAUGAGACCCGGAUCCACCUGUUGCCCUCCAUCAACCCUGAUGGCUAUGAGAAGGCCUUUGAAGUGGGUUCUGAGCUGGGAGGCUGGUCCCUGGGUCGUUGGAGCGAGGAUGGCCUUGACAUCCAUCACAACUUCCCUGACCUGAACUCCAUCCUCUGGGAGGCCGAGGCCAAGAAGUGGGUCCCUCGGAAAGUCUUCAACCAUCAAGUGCCCAUCCCGGAAUGGUACCAAAUGAAAAAUGCCACGGUUGCUAUGGAAACGCGGGCUCUUAUAGCCUGGAUGGAGAAGAUCCCGUUUGUCCUGGGGGGGAACCUCCAGGGCGGCGAGCUGGUGGUGACCUUUCCCUACGAUAUGACGCGGACCCCGGGGAGGACCCGAGAGCAGACCCCCACCCCUGACGACCACGUCUUCCGCUGGCUGGCCUUCUCCUACGCCUCCACCCACCGGCUGAUGACCGACGCCAGCCGCCGUGUCUGCCACACCGAGGACUUCGCCAAGGAGGACGGCACUAUCAACGGGGCCUCCUGGCACACGGCCCCAGGCAGUAUGAAUGAUUUCAGCUAUUUGCACACUAACUGCUUUGAGCUGUCCAUGUAUGUGGGCUGUGACAAAUUCCCCCACGAGAGCGAGUUGCCGGAGGAGUGGGAGAACAACCGCGAGUCGAUUCUCGUCUUCAUGGAGCAGGUGCAUCGUGGGAUCAAAGGUGUAGUGAGAGAUGUACAAGGGCGGGGCAUUGCCAAUGCUACCAUCUCUGUGGAGGGGAUCGGCCAUGACAUCCGCACAGCGGCUGACGGAGAUUACUGGCGCCUGCUGAACCCGGGGGAGUAUAAGGUUUUCGCCCGAGCCCCGGGGUACACCCCAUCCAGCAAGGUGUGCGAGGUGGGCUACGACAUGGGGGCCACCAGGUGCGACUUCAUCAUCGGCCGCACCAACCUGUCCCGCAUCAAGGAGAUCAUGGAGAAGUUCGGCAAGCAGCCCAUCAAGCUGCCCGUCAGACACCUUCAGCAUCGCCUUCGACGGAGACGGCUCGGGACAUAGGGCUGUGGGGAAACACGUCUGGACACGGGGAGGGAAAGCUGGCAGCGUGCCGUCUUUUAAGACUGUCCACCGGACUCCUUGAGUGUGAGUUCCGCUGCUUGGCAGUGGAUUCUCUUUGGCCUACUCGUCUCCGGUAGAUUAAUAUUGCUUAAUUAAAGGCUAUUAUGGGUUUUGGUAAAGAGUAUUAAAUCAUAAAAAGCAAGGACAAAUAUAACCACUGCGUCUCUGCUUCACUGUUGUCCUAUUUAUUACAUUGAAGAGGAAUGACAGCGCUAGCAUAUUUCAGUACGACUGUAAUUAUUUGUAAUGUGUCUCCGAUUUACCUGAUUUUAAAUAAUUGUCCGUUAGGUUGUACUUGACUGUAUUUCCAUCUUCAAAGCAACGCCUUUACAUAGCACUGAUUCCAAAAAUGGAAAUGUCACUUCUCUGUGUCUUGUGUGAUUCCACAGGACAUGCUAAGUGCCUUUAACACAUGGUGUAUGGAAAUAUGCUGCAGAACAUUCUUACAGUUAAUCACAUGAAAAGUGUGGCUUAUUACUUCUAAGCCUCACUUUGGAAAAAAGAAAUGCAUAAAGUGCAAUAAUAAUAAUAUUAAUGACAUUAAUAAUAUAUAUGUUGGCUAUAAUGUUUUACAAUUCAUUCCCUGGAAAUGGUUCUCUGUAUUACUGCAAGACAAUGGGACCUUACCCGGCGAAUUAUUUGUAUAGCUUUUUAUUUUUAUGUAUCUCUGUUAGAGCAAACUAAGAUAUUUUUUAAAAGCAAAACUUGACUUUAAUGUAUUUAAAGUUCAUUUUGAUAAAUGCCGCAUAUGUAUCCAGAUAUACAAUGGUUAUGUAUACAAUGUAUGUAUCUCCAGUCUUUCUUACUAAUGUUUUGUAAAGGAAUAAUAUAUUUAAAGUACCUUACAGAUGCUAAAGCUAAAUAAAUCCGUGGGAUCCUUUGAUUUUAAGUAAUGUCACUUUUGUGCAGUCAGAUAUUGACUCACAUUUAAUGCAUCUGUAAGGCUUUGUAAUUUUGUACAUUAUGCAUGACAUGUUUCAAAAUGGUUUGAAUAUAAAGGGUAGCACCUUAAUAUAACAUGUUACUUCAAAUAACAUACAUUUUUCAACAAUAGAUGUGAAAUAUACUAACUGUACUAUACAAACAUCCAAAUAAACUGUUGUUUAUUUUGUUACCCAAAAUACGGGGAGAAGAAUGUAUGGCAUAGACUCAAAGUUAGCCUACAAAGUUAUGUUGAUACUUUCAUGUUCAUGUCAACAAUGUGCCUGAGAUGAUUAUAGUAAAAGUGUGUGCUUGAGCUUGUUGAACAGGUGAUCCCAAUCACAUCCACAUACCGUGUAGUUAACCUGCUGAAUGCAUGCAAGCCUCUGGCUGGCUCCUGGCGGUCUCCUGCCUUCACUCAGCACAGUACAACCAUAGCUCGUUUUGUCCCUCUGCACAUCUGCAAAACAGCUGACGUUCAGAGGAAGACUUAGAGCCAGAGCUCAUGAAGAAUUUACAGACACGUUUAAGGUGUGUGACCGUAGUUUUAAUGUCUUCAAGCAAGAUGUUUCCACUCUGAAAUCUGCAAACCCCCUCCCCCACUCUACCCCCAGUAUAUGCCAAGCAACAAAGCCUAUUGAAAGCCUGAAUAAGGCAAAUAAGACCAAUUAUAUGUUGUCCCUGAACAACUUUAUAACUGUACUGGCCCUUCUCAGCUUUUCUGCAGAUCAAUAUUCCCCAAAGUAUUUCAGCACAACACCACCUUGACUAUAUUGCACAGCUAUGACAAGGUGGUGCCGUAUACUGGAAUCUUCUUAAGGUGGCUGCUUAAUGGUUAAACUGUUGUUAAACUGACAACAAGGCUGACAAAGAAAGCUAAAACAACAAAAGAAUAUUUCAUUACAUGUGGAAUUAAACGUACUGAAUAAUCAUGUCUUGAGAAGCGCUUUAGAAUUGAUUUGAAGGCACUAGCUGUUUAUAGUUGUCUGAACAAUUCAAAAACAAGAAAAUUAGAACAGCGGUGUUCAAUUUAAUCAGUCUGUGGUAUUGUGCAGCAUGGUUCUAUUUUCCAUUUAUGCCUUUCUUAUUUUUACAAUAUAAUUUCUGCCCUGCUCUCUGAAAUGGUGGGCGCUAAUUACCCAGCAUUCUUUGCUGCUGUCACGACUGCCUGCUCACCAGCUCUGGGAGGCAGCAACCUCCUCGUCUUGCGGCUUACCAACCUGCAAUUAUGGGAAACCCUUAACUCCCAGCUGCUUUCAUUGUAACCUUCUCAGAAAUAUCAUAAAGCGUGCCAAGCACCUGUCAUAAUUUACCAAGAGCAGUGGGUGAGAAAUAUGUUAAACGGUUAGCAAUUAUCUCAUCUGGUCUCUCACCAUUUGUUUUGUGGAAUAUUACUACCAAACUAUGCUGUUUUUGCUGGUAAUGAAAAUGAACAUUUGUGUUUUUAAUAUUGUUUUGGAAUGAAAGAGCAAGUGAAAGUUCAGUGCCUUUUGAUUCACAUUUAGGGAUCAAUAGCAAAUUUUGUGUCUGGGUGCUUUUGGAAUUUCUUGUUUCUUCUUGCCAAACUGAAUAUUUUUCACGUUUGCCCAGUUUGGUAAUGGUCUAUGGCAUGUUCGUGUCAACAUGGGUCUGGGCAG
Molecule: messenger RNA, 5072 nt
Organism: Conger conger (European conger)
Lineage: Eukaryota; Metazoa; Chordata; Actinopteri; Anguilliformes; Congridae
Gene: cpxm2
Product: carboxypeptidase X (M14 family), member 2
Exons: 14
Coding region: 178-2454 (758 amino acids)
Biological process (GO): proteolysis
Molecular function (GO): metallocarboxypeptidase activity; zinc ion binding
Source: RefSeq, a predicted model, not a curated record